UGGGGGAAGCCUCCAAUAUAUGUAUGUGUGUGUGUGUGCGCAUGUGUAUAUAUAUAUCUGUAUGUAUGUAUGUAUGUAUGUAUGCAUGUGUGAGCCCUCAAUGGCAUAGUGGGUUAAACUGCUGAGCUGCUGAACUUGCUGACCGAAAGGACGGCAGUUCGAAUCUAGGGAGUGGGAUGAGUUCCCGCUGUUAGCCCCAGCUUCUGCCAACAUAGCAGUUGGAAAACAUGCAAAUGUGAGUAGAUCAAUAGGCACUGCUCUGGCAGGAAGGUAACAGCGCUCCAUGCAGUCAUGCCGGCCACAUGACUUUUGAGGUAUCUAUAGACAACGCCGGCUCUUUGGCUUAGAAAUGGAGAUGAGACCAACCCCCAGCGCCAGACACAACUAGACUUAAUGUCAGGGGAAAACCUUUAGCUUUACCCUCUGUGUGUGUAUAUAUAUAAAUAUAUACACAUACACAUAUACACACAACAUUCCUGAAGGAUCCAUAGUUUCACACAUUCUGGACCUGUCAUUGACUGUCAAAUCAGACACUCCCCAAGGCAGAAUAAUCUUCUCUUGGCCCUGUUUAAGUGAAUUACAGUGACAGAUGUUCCUUUCUUCUGAAUCUCCUAGGAGGCCCGUUGGCAGUCUAUCAACCCUUGAAAUCCUAUUACCUGCUUUGAUGAAAAAGUUCAUCAUCUUCCCAGCUUGGCGCCUCCCUCUCUUCAUCUGUUUCCCUGUGGAAACACUAACUCUGCUUAGGUAGCCAAAGAAGCCGGUCUUAGAGUCACCUGUUGCUGUGGCUGCUGCUGAUCCUGACCGUAUAGGAAUCAAGGGAUUGCAUUACAUUUCUGGGAGACAUCAUCUGCAUGACAUUCUAGAGCUUCCUUGCAAGAAAAGAGUGAUGAGAAAGCCAAGGAAGAGCAUUCCCAGUUCCCCUCAAGUGGGUGCACUGAAGUCUCCCCCUUGAUUUACACAAUCCUGAAAUCAGGCAACUUGUUCAUAUAUAUUCCUUGGCAUAAGCCAACAUCAGGAAAGGAAGGAAGGAAGGAAGGAAGGAAGGAAGGAAGGAAGGAAGGAAGGAAGGAAGGAAGGAAGGAAGCGGAGGGAAUCCUCUUUUCAGGCAUCUAUUCUGUUCCCUCCAGAUCCUCAUUCCUUCUGAACAAGAGACCUUGACUGCCUGCAAUGCCCCUUCAGUCAGAUAUCCUCCGGGAAGUGUGGACAGCAGAUGGCGUGAAUGAGGAAUCUGGAAGCCCUCAGCAACAGAGACUUAAACAGCCACAUCUCUUGGUGCAGAAGUUAAAAAAGAAACGGCCAGAGGGUACACUGGAAGCCAAGCCCAAAAAAUCCAGGGUAAAAAAGCAAGAGGAAUCAAACCCCACAGAGGAUCCUGCUGCCCGGCCACCAGCUGCUGUCAAGAAAGUGAGGAAAAAGAAAGAAGAGAAGCUAGAAGAUGAAAUUGAGAAGGAUCCAUAUGCCAAGUUUAUUAAAGAUCCUAGAAAAAAGAAAGAAAAACCUGCUAUCCACUUCAAUGUGUCCAAAGCACCAAAGAAGAAACAAGAAGACUCUGAAGAUGAAGACUCUGAGGAAGAUGAGGAGGAAGAUGUACAACCUGAAGAUCCACCAAAAAAGCCAAAAAGAAAGAUCCACAAAGAGACUCCAUCUAGUGAAAUCAAGGAAAGGAAACCCAAAAGUAAAGGAGAGAAAGCUGAGCCUGAGGCCAAGGCACGGACCACAAAGGCCUUGAAGAAGGAGCCAAUCUCUGUGUUCCAAGUGAAUGGAGACAAGAAAGACAAAAAAGUCAAAAAGAAAGAUCCGAAAACCAGUGAGGCAGAAGAUGACUCUGAUUCCAGUGCUAAGCCAACCAAAAGUGAGAAAAAGAAGACCACAGCUUCAAUGUUCCAGACUGGAGGAGAGGCCUCUAAGGAGAAGAAAACAAAAAAGAAAGCUCCCACAAAAGCCGCUGAAAAUGAAAGUGAGGAAGAGGAGGCAGCUCAGAAGAACACCAACAAGAAAGGGAAAGCAAAGAAGUCCAAGAAGAAGGAAGAAAGGCCGCCUUCUCCAGUCAUUGAAGUGGAGAACCUGGAGGAAUUUGUGCUUCAACCGGCUCCUCAGGCAGUGACCAUCAAGUGUCGGGUCACUCGAGACAAGAAGGGGAUGGAUCGGGGCCUCUACCCAACCUACUACCUUCACCUUGAUAAUGACAAAAAGGUCUUUCUGUUAGCUGGCCGAAAGCGCAAAAAGAGCAAGACCUCCAAUUACUUGAUUUCCAUUGAUCCCACUGACCUGUCUCGAGAUGGAGAUAACUUCAUUGGAAAGCUGAGGUCCAAUUUGAUGGGCACUCGGUUUUCAGUAUUUGACAAUGGUGUAAACCCCGACAGGGGAAAUGCAGAUUGGUCAAAUGUGCGCCAAGAGCUUGCAGCUGUCAUUUAUGAGACAAAUGUAUUAGGGUUUAAGGGACCUCGAAAAAUGACAGUGGUUAUCCCUGGAAUGAAUUCUGACAGCGAGAGGGUACCAAUCCGGCCCCGAAAUGAUAACGAUGGCCUGCUUAUGAGGUGGCAGAGUAAAAUCAUGGACAACUUAAUUGAACUGCAUAACAAAGCCCCAGUGUGGAAUGAUGAGACCCAGUCCUAUGUGCUGAAUUUCCAUGGAAGAGUUACUCAUGCUUCCGUCAAGAACUUCCAGAUUGUCCACUGCAAUGACCCUGACUACAUCGUUUUGCAGUUUGGCCGUGUCGCUGAUGAUGCUUUUACCCUGGAUUACAACUACCCACUUUGUGCUGUGCAAGCCUUUGCCAUUGCUCUGUCCAGCUUUGACGGGAAGCUGGCCUGUGAAUAGUAUGCCUUGGAUUUCAUUGUACUGAAUUUGGGCCAACAAGGCAAACUCUUAUUUCUGUGGACUGGCUAUGGAAGAAAAGAAUUUGCUUGACAAUACAAGGCAACUAUGAAGACAUGAAGAGGAAUAACAGUUCAACUAGUAUAGCUACAUAUUGCCAAGGCACAACAACAAAAAACUUUGCUGAAUUAAAGCAGGCAAAUAUGUUAUUUAUAGUUUGUUUAGCAUGGCAACACCAUAUGCACACAUGUGUCCUUGGCCUUUUGAAAGAAACAGUGCUGAAACCCAGUGAAAAGCUGGUUUAAAAGGCAAUGUUUUGGACUGUGACUCUAGGAAAUGCUCUCUUUUUUUGUAUUCUCUGUUAAUUUACUCAUUUUCAGGGGAUCUGGAACCAGGUAAUGAGGACUAUCAAAUAGUCACUUCCUGUACAUACAUACCUAAUUAUCAAAACUAGCUGUUUGAAUCCAUGAACUUUUCUUUUUCUUUUCAUAGAUUAUUUGCAGGGUUAGUAGGUGGCUUGGUUUAGUAAUCUAUAAUUUACAUGGGAAAAGAAUGCUUUUUCUGUACUGAUAAUGGUCAAUAAAAGAUCAAUUGGUGGGAGAAAC
Anolis carolinensis (green anole) is the source of this 3422-nucleotide messenger RNA. It is a transcript of the gene tulp1, whose product is annotated as TUB like protein 1. NCBI's taxonomy places the organism in Eukaryota, Metazoa, Chordata, Lepidosauria, Squamata, Anolidae. The transcript has 14 exons. Gene Ontology annotation, biological process: protein localization to cilium. Gene Ontology annotation, cellular component: cilium. The record is from RefSeq and is a predicted model, not a curated record. Gene Ontology annotation, molecular function: actin filament binding. Bases 1168 to 2820 code for a protein of 550 amino acids.